Messenger RNA from Paraphaeosphaeria sporulosa, 1461 nucleotides. RefSeq lists its product as uncharacterized. Bases 238 to 1203 code for a protein of 321 amino acids. Lineage: Eukaryota; Fungi; Ascomycota; Dothideomycetes; Pleosporales; Didymosphaeriaceae. The transcript has 4 exons. The record is from RefSeq and is a predicted model, not a curated record.
CGAGCUAGCAAGGCGUACUGUACGCAGAUGCCCGACGGUGGUGAGCGCCUGAGUCUUGGACAGAUCUCACGUAGAUGGGAAACUUGGACAACUCUACACCGGCGUGGGGACGCUGGUGGUGUGCGAUGCGACUGGCCCGAAGACGCGCCAAGCCGAUCUGCAAGCUAACGCAGCGGGGAUAGGCGCAACCCAUCCCACACUCCCUCACCGCUAGCAUCUCUCGACACCGCUGGCAUCAUGUCUCUACCCGUAUCGUCACCAGCGCUCAUCUCCUUCCGGCGGCAGCAGCUGCUUGUCGAGUUCUCCAGUCUGCGACAUGCCCAACUCGACGGUGUCUUCGUGAGCAUCACGCCCGGCGACCCUACCUUGUGGGUCGGCGUCAUCUUUGUGCGAAAAGGGCCCUAUGCUCCCGCAGUGCUGCGUUUUCAAAUCUCAUUUCCGCCCAACUACCCUUCUUUGCCCCCCCUCGUGACCUUCUCAACCGAUGUUUUUCACCCACUGCUCACGCCACUCACCACGUAUACGUACACCACCGGAUCGUCAGACACAGACACUGUGAGUGCAACUGACGAAGAACGACUCCCUCCCGGUGGCUUCAGUCUUCGACACGGCUUCCCGCAGUGGUUCGGACGCGCACGGCGGUCCGCAGCAAGUUCCCGCAAUGUAAGCGGGUCGGGCCUAGGUACGCCCGCGCAAAGUUACACGCCUGUACAGUCAGACGGCAGAGACGGCGCCCCAUCCCCGUUGGAUCUGACUGGCCUUGCCGCAAAGCCUGUGUCUAUGGUGGGGGUACUAGACUACAUUCGUAGCACCUUCAGUGAAGAGCAGGUACUUGACUCAAUCGCAAUUGAAGCAGCAGCAAACCCCAGCGCGUACCAUGCUUGGCGCGCCUACCGCGCAUCUGCGCCACAGACCCAGCUUUCGUCGCCUACGUCAACCACAGCGGACUCUCAAGGGAGCUCGCAAGGACGGGCAACUGGAGGUUCUACACUGGUCAGGAAUCGUCGACCCGGAGAGUGGAACUGGGAGGGUGUGUGGGAGGAACGCGUUAGGAAAGCCGUCAGAGCCAGCCUUUCAGAGCCUGUCCUCUUUGGCGGAGCAGCAAGCGAAGAUAUUAUUCGCUUCCGCAACAGCGACGAAGAGUCUGCGGUGAGAAUCCAAAGGCAGCUGGAGGCGGUUGCUUCAAGGACGGUAGAAUUAUAGAUACGAGCAGGCAGCGAUCAAGCUCUGUGUGCUACAAAGGCUCUGUGCAACACCGAUAUCUACAAUGCUUGUCUCGGGGUGACAAGAGUGCUCUGAGAGCGAUCCGAUUAUCGGUCAAUGCAUGAUACCCCAGAAGGAACGAUUUAUGAGUGCACAUUGGGUAUGGGCGGGAAUAGGAAGGCACGGUGAGUUCCGAGUAGCUACCCACUUUCAGCCUCCUAAGCGUAGUUUCCUGAUGAAUGUCUGCACACAUUGACA